AUGAGCGGGAGACCACCCCCUCGCAAGGGGCGCAGCCGCGGCAACAACCACUCCUACAACAAUGGCGGCUCCCGAGAAAGCAACGCCCGCUACGCCCAGCAAUCCGAUUACGAUAGCGACGCCAUCAACUCGAGCUACGCGGUCCAGCCCAGCGAUGCCGAGAACCGCAUGUACGACCCCAAAAACUACGUGCCAGAAGUGGACGGUUCGGCUACCUAUGCGCACACCACCCGUACCAACUACGAGCUCAACAUGUCGGUACUGAAGCGCUACAUCUCUGGUCUCCGCCACCUUCCCUUGACCUGCUCCUUCGUCCGGCUCUACGAGUGGUCGCAAACAACAAACUCGUGGGAACUGCGCGAUGUCGAGGGUCCCAUGUUCCUUUGCGAGUGCGACCCUAUCAUACUCCCCAACGGUCACGAACUACCACAAACCAACCUCUUUGUGCUGAAUCGACGUAGUAUGGAGAAUCUCACUAUCAACCUCUCCAAGGUCGAGAUGUACGAGGCCACCAACGAGAAGUUUCUAAGUCUGAAAAUGGAGGCCGACGAAGCGGGACCCGGGCGGGCACUCGGCUUUCAUCUACACAGCACUGAGGAGAAAGAAGCAGGAGACUCCCAGGGCCAGUGUCCCGUGGAGCAUCCCGACUGGGGUCUUAUUCAGGACCAUUGGGAGAAGGCAAGGGCAGCUUUGAGCGCGGCUAAUGACCAGGUCGUCGGAGCCCAUUAUGAGCAGAGCGUACCGAGCAAUGGGUCUGCCGUGGCAGAUUAUGCACAGGCGCCGGCACCAUGGGCAUCUCUGGGAGCGUUCGGUGGAAGUAGUGAAGGCACCGGCAACGCCAUCAUGCCACCCGCAAUAUCUUCCCCAUGUUCAAGGCCAUCGUCACCGUCAAACACCAUCAUUAGCCUACCUGAAAAUCUUCGUCAAGUCUUGCAAACUCAAAUCGAUCUCAUCUUGUCGUUUCAGGCUUGGCUCGACAACCAGACCACCCCGAUCGGAUGUGAUGCCUCAUCAUGGCACAAAGUCAACUACAAGCUGGGAUGUCAAGUUCUCGGAUACAGGAGCCGCAUGGCGGGCUAUCAAGGAGAUUAUCAAGAGCAAAGCCAUCGAACGAUCUUGGCAAUACCCGCCGAGGCAUGGAAGCUGCAAGUGCACGAAAGCGAACCUGAUGAACCCAUGCUCAUUAUAACGAUGGGCGGAGAUGACCCAAUUGUUGAGGUCAAGUUCGAGAACCGACACCAACUGGAGUCUGCUAUGGGGGACAAGUACUUCGGCUACAUCGCCAAAGUAUUCCAAGCCUUUGACCAAGCCGAGAAUGAUCUCGUCCAACUAUUUCGCAUGGCACGAGAGAUGGCGCUAGAGAGUUCAGACCUUAGUCAACCACCAGAGGAAACAGUACAGAAACAUAUCGACUUGCUCAAAGAGUACAACGACAUGAAGGAUAUCGGUCAGCAGCUCAUCGGCUUGAUUGCUGAUAACAAGGGGGUGUCUAUCGGUGCUUUAUAUGAAGAUGGGCAGUACGGGGUGACUGCUGAUGACUGA
Messenger RNA from Sordaria macrospora k-hell, 1542 nucleotides. RefSeq lists its product as uncharacterized. Lineage: Eukaryota; Fungi; Ascomycota; Sordariomycetes; Sordariales; Sordariaceae. Gene Ontology annotation, cellular component: Swi5-Sfr1 complex; Swi5-Swi2 complex. Gene Ontology annotation, biological process: meiotic DNA recombinase assembly involved in reciprocal meiotic recombination; double-strand break repair via homologous recombination; meiotic joint molecule formation. The record is from RefSeq and is a predicted model, not a curated record.